Enterospora canceri is the source of this 708-nucleotide messenger RNA. NCBI's taxonomy places the organism in Eukaryota, Fungi, Microsporidia, Enterocytozoonidae. The record is from the annotation of a GenBank genome assembly.
AUGAAGAGCAGUCACCAAGAAAGACUGAUUAUCAGCAAGGAACCAAGUAGUCACCCAGUAAACGAGUUGAUUCGGAUUGGAGAGGAGUGUCUCAGAAUAAAAGAGGACUUUGACACGUUCAGCAACAGCGAGAGGGCAGUAAGAAUGGCAUUCAAGAAAAAGUGCACCAAAAUAAUCGGAUUUGACUCAGAGAGGCUGGUUCUGAGCACUCUCUGUGGAAAUCAGCUGCUUUCAAGUUACAAAUUCAGAAUUACGUCAUCAGUGAGUUACAAGGAGAUCAAUUUGGAAGAAAACAGGGAAUUGAAUGAGAAUGAAACUGGUAGAAUACUUCCACCUGAGAAGUACGCCAGGUACGCCGUACUGACACUUGGUUUGAAUCAGACUGAUGCAAAAUUCAUGUACCACUUUUGGAAUAGCAAAAUAGCCAAAAUUGAUUUGGAUGCCAUUGAGUACGCCCUGGUUGUUGAGGCAGUUGAAGACUCUUUCGUACUGAAGUACGUCAGAAUUGCUUCAGGAAGGGUGGAAGUCUGUGGACCAGUGAUUAGGAUGGAGUUAGUUGAGAAGUACCACAAUGAUGAGUUGUACAGUUCAUGCCUAGUUAAGAAGAAGACCACUAAAAACGUGACCAAGAAUGCAACUAAGGAUGUUGUAGGCAAAAUAUACCUAAAUAAGCAGGAUCUCAAGGACAUCAAACUAAGGAAGAAAUAG